AUGGAUGUUUCAUCACCUCAUUCUCUCUCUGAUUCUAUGAAUUCUUCUUCGUUGGAUUCAUCUUCGAAGGUAGAAACUCUUUCGACAACGUACACAUCAAUAAACAAAAUGGUUGAUGAUGAAUCUGAAUAUGAUGUAUUCUUGUUAGAAGCGAUGAUUUGUUCGAUUUGUUAUACGAUAUAUGAUGAGCCGAAACAACUACAAUGUGGUCAUUCAUUUUGUGCAACCUGUAUCGAUCGGCUAUGUAAUGAAAUGGAACAAAAAUAUAUUUGUCCCUUAUGUCGUGCACAUUUUACCGAUUCGCCUGUCGUCAAUUAUUCCUUAAAGAGUCUCAUAUCCAGGAUAAAAGAAAAAGGUGCUAUGGUUAAAUGUUGUUAUCAGUGCUCCAAGGCUGCAAAACCAGAGGAUCAAUAUUGUUGUGAUGACUGCGAUCAUACUGACAGAAUAGAGCACGUUCGUUGCGGUUUGUGUGUAAUAAACGGACAUGCUAAAGUGGGUCAUGCUGUAUCAAAGUACGGCGAAUCAAAAAAACGAAUUGAAACAGCUCAGCAGACACUUCAAGAAAUGAUCAGUGAGAAUGUGCAAUUUUUGGCAGAAUGUAAAAAAUUAACGACUGAUCGCCUAAUUUGUGUGGAUGAUUUGUUUAAGCUGCUUAAUGGACAGUACACACAGUUCAAGUCGCUUGAAAGAGAUCUAAAUACCGAUGUUUUUAUAUCAAAAAAAGAUAUUGAGUUAAGAUUAGAGCAUGCCCGACGAUUACAUGGAAUUUGCAUGCGGAGUGCGUUCGAAUUUGCCGGCCUCAUGAAUACUGUGUUCAACGAAAUUACAGUACUAACAGAAAGGACAGCUGUGGAACUCGCAGGUCAUGCUGUAUAUGGUGAUAUAUUGAACAAAAGAGAAUUAAUUGCACAAUCCGCGCAGGAACAAACACGAUCAUGGUUCGAAUAUCAACGAACGGGACGCUUUAGUGCCUUAUGCUCAGCUAUAGCACGGCGAAAUGCAGCUAUAGCUCGACGCCAUCUUAUGACUGGAAGUUCUCAAUUAGAAUCGGAGGUAAUUGUCGAUGUAUUGCCACCAACAUCAUCGGCAACACCUUUACCUGUUUUGCCCGUGAUUAGAAAUGAAGUUUUGCUCACUGAUCAAACUUGA
Molecule: messenger RNA, 1149 nt
Organism: Acanthocheilonema viteae
Lineage: Eukaryota; Metazoa; Nematoda; Chromadorea; Rhabditida; Onchocercidae
Source: the annotation of a GenBank genome assembly